AUGACGAUCCCCGCCCGACGCAAGUUGGAGGCGGAGAUCGACAGACUGCGAGACGAGGUGCGGGCCUUGAAAGGUCAAAAGGCGUCCGUCGAGCACAAGGCCGGCGAGAUCAAGAAUGAGCGCGACGACCUCUUGCGCGAGAAGCAAGAGUGGCAAGCUCGAUUGUUGGAGACUGCAACAACAAGCGCUACUGCAACCAACGAGCAAAAGGGCGAGUACCAGCGGAGUGAGACUGGGACGCAAACGGAUCUCGUCCAAGUUGCCGAAGAAGAUCAAUCUGCCGCCACUGCCAUGGUGGCCGAGCUGCAGAAUUGGAAACAAUGGUUCGGCGAGCUGAACCAGGCAUACGAAAAAACAAAAGAAACGCUGGGGCGGUGCGACCAAGCACGCCAGGCGGCCGCUGGAGAACGCGACGCGGCAUUGGCACAUGCUGCGAACCUACAAAACGAGGCGACGGAGGUGGUUCGAGUAUUGACGCAGGAGAACGACGCCCUCAAAGAGUCGAUUUCGCAGGCGCAGGUGCAGGCGAACGACCAGGGGUCCCGGAAUAGCGCAGCGGCAGCAGCAGCAGCAGCAGCAUACAAGACUGCCUUUGAGAAUGCCGAAGCAAAGACUAAAGCCUUGGAGCAGGAGCUGAAACACGUCAAGCAAAAGUUCGAGGUAUACAAGACGAGCGAAGUGACGGCCAUCAAGCGGGAGCUGGCGCACUUCAAGAACGAACACAGUAGAUACUUGACCAUGUACGACAACGCGCACAAGGAGGUGCAGCAACUCGAGCAAAAGGUCGGCGGUCUCGAGGGCAUCGAGGCCAAGUACGAAGAAGCCCGUUCGAAGGCGAAGAAGUACGAAAAGGCCGUCCUCGGAGAGGAACAUUACAGAACGAGACACGAUGAGAUGGUCAAGAAGCUCGGCGAUGUCGAGGCCGGCAAGCGAUGGAUGGAAGCGCAGGCCAAAGAGCAGAUCCACAAAUUGAAGGAUGAGCUGCGUCAAGUCCGAGCUCGGUCCGUGGGGGGAGGUGGAGGCGACGGCGUGCAAGAAGCAGAGGACCGAAUGCAAACGACGCCGCCGACGCCAUCGCCCUUGCCAUCGCCUGUUCCUUCAUGGCUGAGAGACGCGAGGUCCCCCUCGCCAGCAUCGACACCAGGUAGAAUGGGUUCUCCCUCUCCUGGUGGUGCUGGUGGUGGCCGUGCCUCAGCAGACCGGGACCGAGCCGGGAUGUUGAAGACGAUCCGCGGCCUUGCGACCGACAAGGCCACCUUGAGCAAAGAGGUCAAGGGGCUCAAGGCGGCCAACGAGGACAUGGAGCGUGAGAUCGGUCGGUUGAGGACCGCCAACGCCGGCCUCGUGGGCAAGGUCGACGAGUUGGAGACGGAGGUCGACGUGUGGAAACAAACCAACGACGUCGACGUCGAGAGGCAGAAAAAGGCCGCCGCCGAGAACGAACAGCGCCUGUGCUGGAAGCAGGCCGAGGUCCACGCCGCAGAGAGCAGGGCCGAGGUGGUAGCUAGCUUUCACGACGCGCUCCGAGCUCAACAAAGCCAGCAAGGGCAAGAGCAACUCGACGAGUCGACGUCGCCUAGGAAGAAGAACAAGCGCGUCGCCAGUGAGAAGCUGGGAGGCACCGUGAAGAAGGGGCUUUGGCAAGAGGAGGAGGAGGAGGAGGAGGAAGAGGAGGAAGUUAGUGAGGAGGAGUAA
This is a messenger RNA of Exophiala spinifera, 1695 nucleotides long. RefSeq lists its product as uncharacterized. The coding region runs from base 1 to 1695 and encodes 564 amino acids. NCBI's taxonomy places the organism in Eukaryota, Fungi, Ascomycota, Eurotiomycetes, Chaetothyriales, Herpotrichiellaceae. The transcript has a single exon. The record is from RefSeq and is a predicted model, not a curated record.